CAUUAUAUGUAUUAGCAGCCGAUAUCACAGUCACACGUGUUGUAUAGACAAGAAUGGCAAAGAAGGGACAUUUAAAGCGUAAAAGAAGUGAAAAAACUGACGGAACGCAAAAUGAUGGGAUAGGAAGUGAUGGAAAUAUUAAUUCUGCAUCACCCAAACGGAUGAAAGUUUCAGCAGGAUUUCCUACCAUUGAUGGGUAUUCUUCGGAUGCAGACAUAGACACCAGGGCAUUGGUUAAACAACAGAACAGGAAAAAGAAAAAGUCUGGAGGUUUCCAAUCUAUGGGUCUUAGCCAUGCGGUUUUUAAAGGUAUCAUGAAGAAAGGAUAUAAAAUCCCUACACCUAUACAACGAAAAUGCAUACCGAUUAUCAUGGAAGGACAAGAUGUUGUGGGAAUGGCACGAACAGGGAGUGGUAAGACGGCAGCCUUUCUCCUUCCCAUGCUGGAGCGACUCCAGAGACGAUCGGCCCAGUCUGGUGCUAGAGCUCUGAUCCUGUCACCCACCAGGGAGCUGGCUCUGCAAACACUGAAAUUCACCAAGGAGCUAUCUCGUUACAUGGAUCUGAGGUCAGAGGUCAUCCUUGGAGGUGACCGGAUGGAUGACCAGUUUGCAGCCCUUCAUGAGAACCCUGACAUCCUGAUUGCUACCCCUGGUCGUCUUCUUCACGUCCUGGUUGAGAUGGACCUCAAGCUCAUGCAAGUGGAGUAUGUGGUCUUUGAUGAGGCAGACAGGUUGUUUGAAAUGGGAUUUGCUGAGCAGUUGAACGAGAUACUAUCCAGGCUACCAGACAAUCGUCAGACCUUGCUCUUCUCUGCCACCCUUCCGAAGAGUCUGGUGGAAUUUGCCAGUGCUGGUCUGAGUGAACCAGUGUUGGUCAGAUUAGAUGUAGAAUCAAAGAUUAGUGAUCAGCUAAAGAAUAUGUUUCUAUACACGCGGGAUAAUGACAAGACAGCAGUGUUGUUGCACCUUUUACGUUCUGUCAUCCAGCCCAAUCAGUUGACAGUUGUCUUCUUGGCUACAAGGCAUCAUGUAGAAUAUGUCAGGGAGUUGCUAGAUCAGGCAGGCAUCAGCUGCACCUACAUAUACAGUGCCCUGGACCAGGCUGCAAGGAAGAUCAACGUUGCCAAGUUCACCCACAAGAAGACUCAUAUCCUCCUUGUAACAGACAUUGCUGCCCGAGGUAUUGACAUCCCUAUGCUUGAUGUUGUCAUCAAUUUCCACUUCCCAGGCAAACCAAAGCUAUUUGUUCAUAGAGUCGGUCGUGUUGCCAGAGCAGGAAGGACUGGUACAGCCUACUCCCUUGUAGCUCCUGAUGAAGUACCAUACCUCAUAGACCUUCAUCUGUUCCUGGGCAAGGAUAUUGCACUCUUCAAGAAGGAUGAUAAGAUUUCUGGAGAAGACACUGGGAAGCUUGGUCGAGUUCCUCAGUCGGUGGUCGACGACGAGGAAAGCCUUUUGAGGAACUAUCACAAGAUGAGCACCGACCUGGCAGGUCUGAAGAGGCCCGCAUCCAAUGCCAUGAAGAAUUUUCUAAGGUCGCGACCUUUGCCCUCUCCCGCUAGUGUCAAGAGGUCAAAAGAGAUUGACCCCAUAGAUAUAGCAUAUCACCCCAUGUAUGGAAUUCAAGACAGUGAUCAAGAAAACACAAGAGUGCAGCUUGUUGAUGAGAUCAAGAGCUACAAGCCACACUCUACAAUCUUUGAGAUCAACUCCACUGCUAAGAACAUAGCUCAUGGCAUCAUGCAAUCCAAGAGGAAACUACAUAACAAAGUGAUCAACAGGAAUAUACUGAGACUGGAGGAGAGAAAGAAAGAUGAGCAAGCUAUGAAAAGAGUCGCCAUGGAAACGGAAGAAGAUGGAGAUGCUGAUAAUGCAUUCUCAGUUGUAAUCAGCUCAGCUGGCAAGAAGAAGAACAAGAAGGAUGGAGCAUCUCAGAGGUCAUUGCCCUUUACACAGAGUGCUGUCAGAGAUGAGAAUGUAUUCAUUUCAUACACAGCACCAGACAAACAGAUAGAACAAGGGUUGAGCAUAGAAAGUAACUUUGAGCAGCAAGCAGCGGGAGCAGUCUUAGAUUUUACACAAGAUGAAUCCAAAGAAAUGAGAAAACAACAACAAAGAAAAAAAUGGGAGAGGAAAAAGAAGAAGUUUGUUGGAGAUGGAGGGAAGGACGGCAAGCAGAAGAAGAUUAUGACGGAGAGUGGAAAAUACAUCUCGGCAUCUUACAAGAAAAACAUAUACAAAGAAUGGUUACAGAAGAGUAAGGCAGACUCACGGGAUCACCAUCACUCUGACAGUGAGGGUGAGGACGGUGAGAGUGGCAGGUCGGGUUUCAACAAAGGAGGCAUCACAGGGAACAGAAUCCGCUAUGGUUCCAAGCGAGGGGGCAAGCACUCGGGUACAAGGAGGAGAGGUCGUCAUGAAGACACCGGCACAGAGCAAGGUCAGGGGUCAAAGGGUCGUCUUGGGGGUGAACUCCGGAGGAAAGAAGAGAUCCUGAAGCAGAGGAAGAUCAAGGGGCGCAAACAGGAGCAGAGUAGACCCAGGGCACAGCGACAAGGGGGGCGUGGUGGUGGUAAGGGUAGGGGGAGGGGUGGAGGUAGGGGCGGAGGUGGUAGGGGUGGAUUUGGGCGUGGCGGUGGUAGGGGAGGCCGUGGCAAAGGCAGGAGGUGACGAUAGACGAUAUUUCAUAGCUUACUUGUCUUCCUUACGGGAUGUUGCAAGAGACUUAAGUUCAAUUCCAAAUCAAGCGGAAGUCCCCAAAUCAAGUGUAAUAAAGCAUUGCAAUCAAGUUUGCUAUUUGCUAUUGAACGUGAAAAUAAGUAGGAAUUUAUGUUCAGUCUUAAGACUAAUAGAUGCUUGAUUUCGUAAUAAAUGUAAGUUUCUUUUAAUGCUCUAUUUGAUAUGCCUAGAGAGGACACUGAGAAUAUCAAGUUCCUUUUAAUCA
Molecule: messenger RNA, 2946 nt
Organism: Lytechinus variegatus (green sea urchin)
Lineage: Eukaryota; Metazoa; Echinodermata; Echinoidea; Temnopleuroida; Toxopneustidae
Product: ATP-dependent RNA helicase DDX54-like
Exons: 17
Coding region: 54-2672 (872 amino acids)
Cellular component (GO): nucleus
Molecular function (GO): RNA binding; RNA helicase activity; ATP binding
Source: RefSeq, a predicted model, not a curated record